GCACCUCCAUACCCUGCCCUCCCCCGGGUCCUCCCCCGGCACAGCCCCUCUUCCCUCUCCCCAGCCAAGCUGGUGGCCGAGCAGCCAUGGCGGAGGAGCAGACCCCGCUGGAGGAGAGGAUCAUCAUCAAGGACCUGCACACCAAGGAGAUCGACCUGGUGAACAGAGACCCCAAGCACAUCAACGAGGACGUGGUGAAGGUGGAUUUUGAGGAUGUGAUCGCUGAGCCCGUGGGAACAUACAGCUUUGAUGGCGUCUGGAAAACCAGUUACACCACCUUCACCGUCAGCAAGUACUGGUGCUACCGGCUGCUCUCUGCCAUCCUGGGCAUCCCCCUGGCAGUCAUCUGGGGGUUCCUCUUCGCCCUCAUCUCCUUCUGCCACAUCUGGGCGGUGGUGCCCUGCAUCAAGAGCUACCUGAUCGAGAUCCAGUGCGUCAGCCGCAUCUACUCCCUCUGCAUCCACACCUUCUGCGACCCCUUCUUUGAGGCUCUCUCCAAGAUCUGCAGCAACGUCCGAGUUACUCUCCGGAAGGAGUUCUAGGUGCCUACAGCCUCCCCAACCAGCCCUGGGGCACAGGGACACCCCUGCCCAGGGACCUGCAGCUCGGUGGGACCCCAUGGCAGAGCUGGAUGCCAGGGCUGCUCCCUGCAGAUGGAGGCACGCUGGGCUGCUCCUUUCUCCAUCCCAAAGCCAGCAGCUUUAGGAGAAGAGGAGCCCAUCGAGGCUCAGCAAGCAGGCCAGGGAGAGCUCUCUGCCCCCCAGCAUCACCCCCUGCUCCUGCGGGAGGGACCGCAGCAUCUCCUGGACCACAGCCCUGGGCCACCACCUGCAGCAGCAGAGCGAGAAGUGGGGGUGCAGAGAUGCUGCUGGACAACAGACCAAACCCUGCCUGCUUCUCCAGCCCUUCGGUCUAGCCCCACCAAGGCAUACGAGUUUUUAUUACUUGCUGCAAAUAAUUGUUGUUGUGGAAGCUUCUGCAUCAAAUCACGCUGCACAAAAGUUUUAUGGAUAGAAUAGUAAAAGAAAACUUUUCUUUUUUCCUGUGUGUUUGCAUUUCAGCCAAGCUUUGAAGCCCAGAUCAAUCAGUGCACGAAGUGUUGUGUCUGCCUCCUGGGGGCCUGUGCUGGCCUGGGCCACCGGCGAUUGCAGAACCACUUGUGGCAGGGUGACACUCACUAAUUAAUUGUGGGGCAUCGUCACUCUUUGUGGCCAGGACGGGAGGGGCAGGCAGCCGUCCUGCGCAUCCUGCAGAGGGGCAGCCGGGCAGGACCACGGGGAACAGCGAGAACAAACGGCUUUUGGUAGCUUCACCUGAGAAAUGAGCAGCUUUGGCUUCUUGCUCAAGGAGAAUAUUACUAUGGAAUCACAGAAUGGUAGGGGCUGGAGGGACCUUCGGAGAGGGUCCGUGCUGGCUUGUGUGAUGCUGGGCAAGCCCUUGCCUACAGCAGUGUGUUCUUCUUCCCCAGCUGUCCCUCUGCUCCCUGCCCUGCCUGGUGUGGGGGGCAGGACCACGCUGUCCCCAUGGGCUCUGUCCCACAGGAGAACACCCUCAUCCAAGGGGCUGCCUCCUGCCCUUCCUUCCCACCAGUUCCCCCAGCAUCCCAGAGCGGGGCUCCCAGUCGUGCCGGGGGAGCCAAGGAGGGACCCCCCUCCAGGACACUGCCUGCUCCCAGCUGCUCCGCUGGGAACAUAGGGAUGAUGGAAAAAAAAUCCAAUUUGGAGCUAUUUCCUCCCCUGUAUAGUCAAUUAAUUUGUUUAGUCCAUCUUUCAUGAAGCCAUAGCUUAACUUCAAGGCACUUUAAUGCUUUUCUGGCUCUGGCCUUAAGUGCUUUGCUGAAUCAGGGCCCAGGAGGUCUCGUUCAGAGGUUAUUCUCAAUUGUAUUCAUGUGCUUUUUUCCCUUGGCUUCCAACAAAGACUUGGAGCCAAAGUUUCUUGUAGUGCCAUGCCAAGGGCAAGAAAGAGUCAGAUUUUCUAUUGGUGCUCUUCCAAUGGCUUGUGGUCUCUCAUUAUUCCAUAGCAAUAUAGCACCCAUGCUCCAGCAACACCGGGCCUCGAGAUGGAUGGAGUGAUAAAAAAAAAAAAAAGCUAUGUAGAUAAUAUUUAGAUAUUUGUAGGGGAAAAAGUUUCAAAAAACAUUUUAUCAUGAGCAUUUUUUAAAGCUUUUUGUGGGAAUAAAAGUAAUUAAAAAACAA
Messenger RNA from Calidris pugnax (ruff), 2195 nucleotides. RefSeq names its product caveolin 3 (gene CAV3). Gene Ontology annotation, cellular component: caveola. The record is from RefSeq and is a predicted model, not a curated record. Gene Ontology annotation, molecular function: molecular adaptor activity; connexin binding; transmembrane transporter binding. NCBI's taxonomy places the organism in Eukaryota, Metazoa, Chordata, Aves, Charadriiformes, Scolopacidae. Gene Ontology annotation, biological process: regulation of membrane depolarization during cardiac muscle cell action potential; caveola assembly. The coding region runs from base 87 to 542 and encodes 151 amino acids. The transcript has 2 exons.